Messenger RNA from Manacus vitellinus (golden-collared manakin), 558 nucleotides. RefSeq names its product dehydrogenase/reductase 13 (gene DHRS13). Bases 1 to 558 code for a protein of 185 amino acids. The record is from RefSeq and is a predicted model, not a curated record. The transcript is spliced from 4 exons. Lineage: Eukaryota; Metazoa; Chordata; Aves; Passeriformes; Pipridae.
AUGUGGUGGGAUGCUGGUGGUGUGGGAGGGAAGAGGGAGUCAGGGAAUGAAGAGGUGCGGUUCAUGCACCUGGACCUCGCCAGCCUGCGCUCAGUGCGAGCCUUUGCCAGCACCUUCCUGCGCCAGGAGCCCCACCUGCACCUCCUCAUCAACAACGCGGGGGUGAGCGCUGGGGGCACGACAGAGGAUGGCUUCAGCCUCCCCUUCCAGGUGAACCACCUGGGCCACUUCCUGCUGACCCAGCUGCUGCUGGAGCGGCUGCGGAGCUGCGGGCCCAGCCGGGUGGUCAUUGUCGCCUCCAGCGCCCACUGCGCCGGCCGCCUGCGCCCCGAGUCCCUGGGCCGCCCUCCCCCAGGGCUGUUCUCUGCCUUCCAGGACUACUGUGACAGCAAGCUGGCCAACGUGCUGCAUGCCCGCGAGCUGGCCACGCGGGAGCAGGACACACAGGUCACCUGCUACGCCGUGCACCCAGGUGGCUGCUGUGGCUCUGAUCAGAAGCAGUAUGUGUAUGGAGGCUGGGCUUGGGCUUGGUGGUGCAUUACUGACACUCAGAGGUAA